AGCCUGGUUCAAUCAUUACGUACAUUAUUAUUUAUUUAAACCACAUUCUACAUGUCGCUCUCUUAAUCGUAAUUAAGGUUUGACUUCAAAUUAUUGGUACUACUAGCAAUUAGCGUUGGUACUUUUAAGGCUGCAUUUAAAAGUCCAACUAAUAAUAUAGCCAACACAUGCGAACGUUGACCGUAGGCGGGUAUCUACAUAAAACAUAGAUAACAAAGGUUGUUGAAAAACCACCAACAGAUAAAAAUGAAUUGUUACAUAAAUUACAAAAAAAAAACUACAUAACAAUCAUAUAAAAUUGCAGUUAUCUAAUAUUAAGGCUCAAAGAAUGAAGUGUUUACUUACUUUAGUUGUGUUCACAAGCUAUUGGCUGGUAUGCGGUCUUGCAGAACGGAUUUUAGUGUUGGCGCCUCUGUGUUCUAAAAGUCACAAAAUAUCUUUUAUGCCGAUUGUAGAAGCAUUAGCAGAGAAGGGUCAUCACGUAACGGUGGUCACGCCAUUUUCAACCGACAACCGUGUUGAAAACGUCGAUGAGAUAGUUCUUGAAAAUGACAUCUUCAAGGACCUGAACAUUGACUGGUUUAAGAUGCAACGAGAAAGUACCAUUGAAUCCUUUAUACGGACAAUAACAAUGUUCCAGACAACGAUGAAAACCGGCUACGAACUAUUGAUGAGUAACAAAGAAUUCCGCAAAAUUCUUGACUCUCGUGACCUAGAUCUUGUCAUCGUUGACGCAAUCUUGAAUGACUUUGUUUUACCUGUAGUUGAGCAUUUAAAUGUGCCGUACAUUUUCUAUUGCUCGGCUUCAGGUGUACCGUGGGUAAUGGAUGCUGUCAAUGUUCCCCACCAAUAUGCUUCAGUUCCAGGAGGGUUGGGAGAUAACGGUAGCCAGAUGACGUUCAUUGAGCGAAUGGGAAACUUGAUUUCAAUUGAGAUGUUCCUUCUUGUUCGUAAAAUCUUUUGGCUCGACAUAUUAGAUGACAGGAUACGCAGAGAUUUCCCUAAUUCACGAUCCGUUUCCGAAAUUGAGCGCGAUUCUCAGCUUUGCAUCAUCAAUAGCCACCCAGCAACGGCUUGGGCUAGACCGUUGCCUCAGAACAUGGUCCCAAUUCCAGCUUUGCAUACACGGCCAGCGAAACCACUUCCGCAAGUAUGUUCAUAACUUUCACGAACGCCAGUUGGAUUGGCAGUAAUAACAAAUAACUUGUAAAAAGGAUCUACAAACUUUAGCUGAUGGAGCAGAUCAGGGAUUCAUCAUCUUCACUUUGGGCUCUGCUAUUGCAGUA
This is a messenger RNA of Daphnia magna, 1286 nucleotides long. Its product is annotated as UDP-glycosyltransferase UGT4-like. The transcript has a single exon. Gene Ontology annotation, molecular function: UDP-glycosyltransferase activity. The record is from RefSeq and is a predicted model, not a curated record. The coding region runs from base 329 to 1162 and encodes 277 amino acids. NCBI's taxonomy places the organism in Eukaryota, Metazoa, Arthropoda, Branchiopoda, Diplostraca, Daphniidae.